Messenger RNA from Cyclocybe aegerita, 2820 nucleotides. Lineage: Eukaryota; Fungi; Basidiomycota; Agaricomycetes; Agaricales; Hemipholiotaceae. The record is from the annotation of a GenBank genome assembly.
AUGCAUGCACAGCUCAACCUGUGGUUUCGUUGCAAACUCAUCGCAAGACAACCGCGCCCAUCAUCGCUUUUUGUGAUCGACCCGGAGAUGGCCGAUGGCCGAGGGGAGUUCCUUGCUCCCUCUGGUUAUUGGUUAAAGACGAUGGUAGCGUUGAUGAGGAUAGGUUCAAGGCUAAGAAUAUUUCGGUAUCCGCUAUUUGCACAUCUUGCCGUUAUAAAGAUCCUCCUCAAGGGCUUGAUCGACUCUCCUCUUCUCGACAACCCUACGACAACUCAAAUCCUCGAUGUAUUGGCAACAUCUAGCCCUUCUUGCUCACUUCCAGUUGUGCCGUUGGCCGUCCGCUCUCCAUAUCUCAACGCAUGGAUUAAUCUGAAGCUCGAGGAUGGCACGGCCGUUCCUUCGCCAGGUGGUACAUGGCCUACGGUCUGGAAUGGACAAGGCAUCGGCUGGGUUGGCCUUGUUCGCGUCGAUGGCAAAGUGAGCCACGAGUGGCAAGGAAAUCAAGGAGGUUUCCUACCAACGAACACCACUGCGCUAUAUAUGACUGCGACACGAACAAUCUUCACCAUUCAAGCAGGUCCCGUCGAAUUUAACGUGACUUACCUCAGCCCAGUUGAGGAACAGCCGUCCGACUGGGUCCGACAAUCCUUUCCAUUUUCUUAUGUCUCCAUCGACACGGUUUGGUCUACCGACGGUCAGGAGCAUCAGGUUCAAUUCUAUUUAGAUACAACAGGAGAAUGGCUCUCGAAUGAUCAUGACGAAGAGCUCAUCUGGUCUACCUCCGCUGCCCCUAAAUCGAUCAUUCAUUCUAUAAAACGCACCUACCAGCAGCCUUUCAAUGAAAAUGGAGAUUUCUCAACAGAUGGCUCCGUUUAUUUCGCUAUUUCCCAAAUGUAUCCUGGCUUGACCUGGCAGUCAGGAUUCUCCACAGACAUGCGCCUACUAUUCGGGAACCAAGGGGUUCUUAACAACACCGAGGAUGCUCAGCACCGUACGAUGUAUUCUACUCAGCCAGCAGUGGCGACGUCGAUUAAUUUGGGUACCUUUUCGACAACUGCCUCUCCAAUUGUUUGGGCAGUCGGCUACGUCCGCGAUCCCGCGAUCCGUUAUACGGUCGGUCAGAGCACGCAACUCCGUCGCUCAUACUUCUGGACAAAGUACCAAACAAUUAAUGAUGCGAUCGACGAUUUCCUCCUCGAUUUUCCAAACGCAUUAUCCAGAGCUGCUGAGUUGGACAACAAAGUGCUAGCGGACGCCGCGCAAGUGUCAUCAAAAUAUGCCAGCGUCACUGCUCUCUGCCUCCGACAAACCUUUGGAGCUAUGGAUAUUACUGUGUCGAAGACCACAUCUGGUGAUUGGAACGAGUCUGAUGUGAAAGUAUUUAUGAAAGACCUCGGUAACUCGAGACGAAUAAAUCCGAUUGAGGUUCUCUUCGCCGCCCUGCCAGCUUUUCUCUACUUCAAUGCCACUCUUGUACGAUAUCUACUCGACCCCUUGCUGGACUGCUCGAUCUCGUCGAACCCGGUUAAUGGGUACGCACCUGCUGACAUAGGUUCGACAUACCCCAACGUCAAUGGAAUACUCGGAGAUCAAUACUCUUUCGGUCUCGACACUAGUGCAACCAUGUUGACAAUGAUUCUUGCUCAUGCACAGAAGUCUGGUGACGCCACUCUAAUUGAAACAUACUUUCCUCUUUUGAAGCUCUGGGCUGAUUUUCUUGUCGCGAACACCCUCGACACAAACAAGUUCUCGUCGUCGGAUGGUUUAGCGAAGUUCGACUCCAACCUCGCCUUCAAGAGUAUCAUCGGUGUUUAUGCCAUGUCUGAAAUCAGUCGGCUUGUGGAGCAGGGAGCAUCUUCGUAUUCACUGAGUGACAACUACACAUCUGCUGCGGAGAGCAUGACCCAACAGUGGCUCACUCUAGGACUUUCUUCCGAUGGACAUAUGACCUCAUCCAACGGCGUUAAGUCCUCUUGGGGUCUUGCUUAUAGUCUUUAUGCGCUAGCGUUACUCGACGCCUCCUGGAUAGACGAAAAGAUAAUCAACGCCCAAACGUUGUUCUACAGUUCCCAAAUUGGCCUAGCGGGCGCUUAUGGCCUUCCUUACACGAGCGACGCGAGCCUAACACGAUCAGAUUGGACAUUAUUCACUGCAGCAGCACUUACCGACAACAUCUUGAGGGACAACAUGAUUGAUGCGGUUUUUACGAGGAUGCACCUAAACCGCAGCGAUUGCCCCUGGCCAACCUCGUAUGACUCCCAGACAGGGUCGCUGAAUGGUGGUUGUGCAAGUCCUAGCCAAGGGGCAAUGUUUGCUGUACUCGCAAAGAAGCUCUCUAAUCUGCCAAUUUCUGUGAAUGUUUCGAAUGGGGUCAUGAGCAGGAGUCUAACUGCUCCCACGACAUCUGCAACGGGGCCAAUUCAUUCGACAGGAAAUGAGCACCCUCCAACCAGGGGACAGCAAAACAUGAGUGUAAUUAUAGGUAGCGUUCUCGGAUGUCUUGCGAUCGCUGGCUUCAUUUUCGGAUCUCUUUUCUUCCUCCGAAAGCGCUGGAUUAGGAAGACUACCCUGGCUAGGAUGCGGCAUGCAAGUGCUUUCGCCUUCGAAGAAGAGAAAACAGUAACCACUCCAAAAACGGUGCUGGCUGCUGUGGGCAAACGGCAGAUCAUUGCGCUAAGACCAGAACUAGAUUCGCCUAACAGGAUUUCUACCGUCCUUCGCAACGAAGUUGAAGAUCUGCGGAGAGAAGUGGCAGUUUUGCGAGAAAUUCGAUCGGAAGCUGGGCCGCCUCCUGUAUAUGACGGCCCCCUGGUUGUGUAG